This is a messenger RNA of Miscanthus lutarioriparius, 603 nucleotides long. NCBI's taxonomy places the organism in Eukaryota, Viridiplantae, Streptophyta, Magnoliopsida, Poales, Poaceae. The record is from the annotation of a GenBank genome assembly.
AUGGGAUUCUUCCAUGGGAAGACCUCCAAGCAGACCUCGAGGGUUAAGAAGCUUCUCGAGCUCGCCUUGUCGCGCCUCGCCAUUGCACGCCGUCCCCGCCUUGCUCGCAAGUCGAUCUGCCGUAGCGACGUCGGCCAGCUCCUCUCCCUCGGCUACCUCCACCGUGCUCUCAUUCGCGCAGAGCAGGUCAUAGAGGAGGAUAACAUGCUGCAGUCGUUCGACAUCAUUGAGCUCUACUGCAAGCGACUCGUUGAGCAUGCCACGCAAUUAGACAAACCGCAGGAGUGCAGCGAGGAGAUAAGGGAGGCCGCCGCUGGGAUCAUGUUUGCAGCCAGGUGGUGCGGCGAUCUGCCGGAGCUGCAGCUCGCACGCACCAUCCUAGAAGACAAGUUCGGCAGCGACUUGACUGCGGUCGCAAAGGAGGGAACCGGCAUUGUCGAUCCCAUGUUGGUGUGGAAGUUAUCCGGCGACAAAACAAACAUGGAGCUGAAGAAGAAAGUGGUCAAGUUAAUCGCCACCGAAAACAAUAUCAUGGUGGAGUUACUGGAGUUCUCCGAGCUCCAGGAAGCAAUCGAGCACAACAACAUUGGCAGUCCUUGCUAG